AUGUCAAAUGGCAUAAAGUCUUGUGAACCACAUGAAGAUGAAUAUGUUGAGGAAGGCAUUACUUGCACUGAACGUUUGAUCAGUCCAUUAAUUGAUUCACGUUAUGGUUGCACAUAUCAAGAAUGUCGAGUUAAUUUAUUUGAAACAUGUUUACCAAAUAAAAAUCAUGAACAUCAUCGUGUUGAGCAUCUUAUACCUAAAACAAAAACAAUUUAUUAG
Molecule: messenger RNA, 219 nt
Organism: Rotaria sp. Silwood1
Lineage: Eukaryota; Metazoa; Rotifera; Eurotatoria; Philodinida; Philodinidae
Source: the annotation of a GenBank genome assembly